Piliocolobus tephrosceles (Ugandan red Colobus) is the source of this 5935-nucleotide messenger RNA. It is a transcript of the gene LRRC9, whose product is annotated as leucine rich repeat containing 9. The record is from RefSeq and is a predicted model, not a curated record. The transcript has 33 exons. Gene Ontology annotation, molecular function: protein binding. Bases 205 to 4689 code for a protein of 1494 amino acids. NCBI's taxonomy places the organism in Eukaryota, Metazoa, Chordata, Mammalia, Primates, Cercopithecidae.
AUCACAGCGCCACGCCCUCGGGGCUCAAGGUCAGAGAGGCUCCGGAUUUCCAGGACCCGAGAGUCAAAGAUAUUCAGUGAGAGAGAGCGAGACUGGAGGAGGCAAGGAAUAGGUUUGCACCACCUUGCCCAUAACGCGUUGCUUUCAGUCACGUUCCGCGAACUGACGAAAUUAUAAUGUUAUGAUCACUAUUUUUAAUGGAAGAUGAUUGAAAGUGAAAACCUAAACCAAGAAGAAAUAAUUAAAGAACUGUGUUUGUGCAAUGGCUUAUCUUAUGAGAUGGUUGGACAAGAAGGAUCAGAUACAUCAAAGUUGGAGAUGUUUUUCUUAGGGUAUCCUCGUAUAGUCGGAUUAUCAUUAUUUCCUAAUUUAACGAGUCUUACCAUUGUUGCUCAAGAUAUAAAAGAAAUUUCAGGGUUAGAGCCUUGUUUACAACUUAAAGAACUUUGGAUUGCUGAGUGCUGCAUAGAGAAAAUUGAAGGUCUUCAGGAAUGUAGAAAUUUGGAAAAACUAUAUUUAUAUUUUAAUAAAAUUUCCAAAAUAGAAAAUUUAGAGAAAUUAAUCAAAUUGAAGGUUCUUUGGCUGAACCACAAUACAAUUAAAAAUAUUGAGGGUUUGCAAACUUUGAAGAAUUUAAAAGAUCUCAACCUUGCUGGAAAUCUAAUAAAUAGCAUUGGUCGAUGUCUUGACUCCAAUGAACAACUGGAAAGAUUAAACCUUUCUGGUAACCAAGUAUGUUCUUUCAAGGAGCUCACGAACUUAACCAGGCUGCCUUGCUUAAAGGAUUUAUGUCUGAAUGAUCCUCAAUAUAAAACCAAUCCAGUUUGUCUUCUGUGUAAUUAUUCCACACAUGUAUUAUAUCAUUUACCUUGCCUUCAAAGAUUUGACACAUUGGAUGUGUCAGCAAAGCAAAUCAAGGAACUGGCAGAUACGACAGCAAUGAAAAAAAUAAUGUAUUACAAUAUGCGUAUAAAAACUCUUCAGAGGCAUCUUAAUGAAGACCUUGAAAAACUGAAUGAUCGAAAAUGCAAAUUACAAAAGUUGCCAGAAGAACGAAUAAAAUUAUUCAGCUUUGUGAAGAAAACCUUGGAACGAGAACUGGCUGAACUCAAGGGCUCGGGCAAAGGGCACAGUGAUGGAUCCAAUAACAGUAAAGUAACUGAUCCUGAAACAUUGAAGAGUUGUGAAACUGUCACUGAAGAACCAAGUCUUCAACAGAAGAUAUUGACCAAACUAAAUGCCUUGAAUGAAAGGGUAACAUUCUGGAACAAAAAACUAGAUGAAAUUGAAGCAAUUUAUCAUAUUGAAGUAAAACAAAAGAAGAAAAGUCAUGGCUUAUUGAUCCCACUUUUGUUAACUGAGUUAGAGACUGUGGGAAAUUUCCAUUUUGAAGAAGGCACUCGAUCUGAUGACUGGUUUAAUUUCUGCUAUGAAUUAAUUCUGUCACGUUUUUGUGCCUGGGACUUCAGAACAUAUGGUAUUACAGGAGUAAAAGUAAAACGCAUCAUUAAAGUUAACAACCGUAUUCUGAGAUUAAAAUUCGAAGAGAAAUUUCAAAAGUUUUUGGAGAAUGAAGAUAUGCAUGAUUCAGAGAGCUACCGAAGGAUGCUGGAAUGCCUUUUUUAUGUUUUUGAUCCUGAAGUUACAGUGAAGAAAAAGCAUCUUCUACAAAUACUUGAAAAAGGAUUCAAAGAGAGUGAAAAAAGCAAGUUGCCUCUCAAAAGAGAAGCCGUCAUUCUUUCUAACAGUUUAAGUAUAAGUGAGUGUCCCAGAAUUGAAUUUUUACAGCAAAAGCACAAAGAUGAGAAGAAAAACUCUCUUAAGCAUGAGCUCUUCAGACAUGGCAUCCUCCUCAUUACAAAAGUUUUCCUUGGCCAGAGUGCUCAGGCCCAUGAAAAAGAAUCCAUCAGUCAAUCCAACUAUCCAAUGGUUAAUUCAGUGUUCAUUCCUCGGAAAUAUUUACUAAAUUCUGUCAUGGGACAAAGAAACUGUGAUUGCAGUGUUCGGCAGUGCAAGUGGUUUGUCUUUGAUCAUGAUCUUGUUUUGCCAGAAUACGUUGUUGAAUUUGAGUAUAUUACAAUGGUCAAGUCACCCUCUUUAUUUUCUGUAUUCAACAAUGUUAUUCUAGAAGAAAGCAAAAAAAGCCCAGAAGGAUCAGUAUUUUCCAAGGAUUUGAAAUUUGAUGAUGAAGUUAUAAAAAUGGAGCCCAGAAUCAAGGCCCGACCAAAACUGAUUAGUUUGGAUGAUAAAACAAUACUUUCCCUUGCAAAAACUAGUGUUUACAGUCAUAUUGUGAGUCUGAAUCUACAUGGAAACGGCUUGAGUAAAUUGAGAGAUCUCUCCAAGUUAACAGGACUUCGAAAACUAAAUAUUAGCUUUAAUGAAUUUACCUGUUUAGAUGAUGUAUACCACUUGUAUAACCUUGAAUAUUUGGAUGCAAGCCAUAACCAUGUGAUAACCCUUGAGGGAUUUAGAGGUCUGAUGAAACUGAAGCACUUAGACUUGAGCUGGAAUCAACUGAAAAAAUCUGGCGAUGAAAUAAAUAUGUUAUGCAAACACACCACAAGCCUUCUCACUCUUGAUAUUCAACAUAAUCCAUGGCAAAAGCCAGCCACAUUGAGGCUGAGUGUUAUUGGCAGAUUAAAGACUCUUACCCAUUUAAAUGGAGUCUUCAUUUCUGAAGAAGAAGCAACAGCAGCUAUGAAAUUUAUUGCUGGAACAAGGAUUACUCAGUUAUCUCUCUUACGGCAUUCUAGUACUAAAGAGGAGAGACCACGGAUACUUAGUAUAUGGCCUUCUGCCAAAAUUCUGACGCAGAUUUCAAAGUUAGGACCUCAUUUACAUCCGAGUGGAAACUGGUACUUGAAGAUAACUGCCUUAAAUUUAGAUGGACAACAUCUUUUUGAAAUCACAAAUUUAGAAAAAUUGGAAAAUUUGAAAUGGGCAUCAUUCAGCAAUAAUAAUCUCACUAAAAUGGAGGGUCUGGAAUCCUGUAUUAACUUGGAAGAGCUCAUAUUAGAUGGAAACUGCAUCUCAAAGAUAGAAGGUAUUUCCAAGAUGACUAAAUUAACUCGCCUCAGCAUAAAUAAUAAUCUUCUCACUGGUUUGGAACAGCAUACCUUUGAUAAUAUGCUUCAUCUUCACUCCCUUUCUCUUGAGAACAACAGAAUCACUUCAUUGAGUGGUUUACAAAAAUCUUUUACUCUUGUUGAGUUAUACAUAAGCAAUAACUAUAUUGCUGUCAAUCAGGAGAUGUACAAUUUAAAGGGUUUAUGCAACUUGGUCAUUCUAGACAUGUGUGGAAACAUUAUUAUAUGGAAUCAAGAAAACUACCGGUUAUUUGUAAUAUUUCAUCUUCCAGAACUGAAAGCUUUGGAUGGGAUACCAAUUGAACCACCAGAGACUGAGAAUGCAAAAGAUUUGUUUGGUGGUAGACUUACUUCUGACAUGAUUGCAGAACGACAAGGACAUUCCAACUUCAUGCAAAUGCAAGAACUAAAUUGGACUUCAUCAUCCAUUAGAACAGUGGAUUUGAUUCCAGUCGACCAAUUUAGAAAUGUAUGUAAUGUGAAUCUACAGAACAAUAAUCUCACUUCAUUCAGUGGAUUAAUCUAUCUACCUAAUGUGAAGGUCUUAUGCCUCAACUAUAAUCAUAUUGAAUCAAUCAUGCCCAGACUAAAGCCUCAGACUCACUUAACCAAUAGACAACUACUGUACCAGAAAGUGCCUUCAAGUGGCUAUGGACAGCAAGGAAUUUCAAAAACAAACAGAGACAUAACGAGCAGUGAAAAUUUGCCCCCAAUAAUGCACAGUUUAGAAGUUCUUCAUUUGGGCUACAAUGGAAUUUGUAAUUUGAUCCAGCUACAACUUAACAGACUAAGAAAUUUAAAAUUCCUCUUUCUACAGGGUAAUGAAAUCAGCCAAGUUGAAGGGCUUGACAACUUAGCAGUCCUUCAGGAAUUGGUAGUGGAUCAUAACCGCAUCCGAUCAUUUAAUGACAGUGCUUUUGCCAAACCAAGUUCUUUAUUGGCACUUCACUUGGAGGAAAACAGACUACGAGAACUGGGCAAAUUACAAUCUUUGGUAAAACUAGAGAAACUCUUCCUAGGAUAUAAUAAAAUCCAGGAUAUCACAGAACUGGAAAAACUUGAUGUUAUCUCUACUCUCAGGGAGCUUACAGUGUACGGCAAUCCAAUUUGUAGAAAAAUGCUACAUCGCCACAUGCUCAUAUUUCGACUGCCUAACUUACAGAUGUUAGAUGGAAGUCCUGUGAAUUCAGAUGAUAGGGCAAAAGCUGAAUUUCACCUCGCUGAACUACAAGCAAAGAAAAAUUUGCUUAUUCCUGUUACCCAGUGUCCUAUGGAUGGCAGAUCAUUUGGCCAAGUGAAAACUCCUCCCAUAAAGAUAACAAAUGUAAUUCUGCCUAGUGGAUUCAGCCAUUACUUGGGAUCUGACGUCACUUUAACUCCUGAAGUUGAAGACAAAAAAAACAAGAAUGCUGGGAUUCUGACAAAUAAUCCUCGGAGCAUCCAUGCAGAAAUAGCUUUUCAGCAACUCAGAGGGAUAGGUAUCUCUCCAUCUGUUUUAUCACAUCAGAAUAUUGCAUCUCCAACUGCACAAAUAUGCCAGAGCAACCAAGAUGAGAGAAGAAUUUCUGGGAGCAACUUUCCAAGAUCAAAUCGAAUGUAACUGCCUAAAGAGAAAUGAGCAUACAUCAAAAAACAAAUUUACCUGUUUAGUAGCUGUACAAAAACUAGCUGACAGUGGUCAGUUAAAAAAAGAAAAAAAAGAUAAUCAUGUUACUUAAGUUACUGAAGCACUUCAGUUCCAUAUGAAGAUAAUCUAUUACCCUUCAUGAACUUGAUUUAAUAUCACCUCUCUUAAACUUUCUUUAUGGUUAUCUUCAGUUAUUUGUUUAAAUUUCUAUAUCAUAAAAAUCAUGAACUAUUACAUCAGACAACAAUCUGAAAAGAUAAAAGUGACAUGAAACAAAGUCUAGAGAACUGAAUGCUUAGUUCUGGUAUUAGAAACAUUUAGUCAUGAAAUGUCAUUAUGGCAUGUCAUAGGAAGAUACUAAGAAAAGAUAACUUUAGGAAAUAGGCAUACUUUCAUUUGUAGAGUUAUCUAUUCAUUUGAGAUUACAUAAAACUAAAGCACAUUUCUUACCAAAUGCAACUAUUACUAAAGCAAGAUGAGUUUUGCUAGUUGAACUACAGAUUGGUUUUUAGGACUGUAUUUUUUUUUAAAAAAAUACCCUCAAAUCAGAUCUGCCCUCAAAACUGUUUAGAGAUGCAAAUUGUGAGCAUCAAUAGUAGUUUCUAAAUGUGGCUAACUGUGGGUACAACCAGUCCUUCAUGCUCUAAGAAUAAAAAAAGAGCCUGAUUUCAUAUACAAAUCACUAAUUACACCUACAGUGAUAUAAUUUUACAAGUAGUUUCAGAUUGAAGAGAACACGUAUCCAAACUGAGUGGACACAUUUAAAAAUAUGACCUUCGAUAAUUAUAUUUUACCGAAAAGAACUUUUCUAAACUAUUACAUUGCAUAGUACUAGGACAUAUCACAGAUUAAUCAAAUGUGGUUAUGAAUUUGCUCGUUAUAAUUAUUUAAAUUGAUAACCAAAUUGCCAGUCAUAUUUUGAUAUAAAUGAGCUCCAUGAUUCAUGAAGUAUUCUAUUUAAAAUGUUAAAGUUAUUGGUUCAACAGUACAUGUAGUUUCAUAAUAUUUUAUACUUUUCUUACAUGAAAAUAAAUUAUUUUAACUAAAAUAUGUAGACUUUAUAAUCUGCCUGGGAAUAGUUUUAAAGGUAUUUUGAGAUGAUAUAAUUCCAAUGUCUAUGCAACAAUUUUUUAUUUUUAUUUUUUAAAUGUUGUAUGUCUGUAAUUUAAUCAUGUAAUAUUUAAAAUUUCAAACCUAAUUACAGAUUGAUUUUGCUCUU